Cajanus cajan (pigeon pea) is the source of this 1691-nucleotide messenger RNA. RefSeq names its product dimethylallyl, adenosine tRNA methylthiotransferase. NCBI's taxonomy places the organism in Eukaryota, Viridiplantae, Streptophyta, Magnoliopsida, Fabales, Fabaceae. The record is from RefSeq and is a predicted model, not a curated record.
AAAUGAUUAGGUGUUCCGUCUAAUUCCCACCUCACCCAACCACCUUAGACAAAAAAGCGUACGAUAGAACCAAACCGUCUUCCAUGUCUCCACAGUCCACCUUAGCUUAGGCUGAUCACCGCCGAAAACGAAAGCUGAUAAAAAAGAAAAUAAACUAAGUUUGUCCGUCGAAUAACAAAAGCAAAUCGCAAAUUGGUGGCGCAAGCUUGUGACUCGAGGUUUCUUCGAUUCUCGGAUCUGAGAUUAAAGCAGUAGAUAAAAGAGGAAGCGUGCAAUGGUGGAAUGAAGAGAGUCAGAGGAACAUGGCGAGAGGGAAGUGGCUUUUUUCCUACAAGAAAACCACUCUCUUAGUUUGCUUCUUCAACAUUGCCGUUGCUCUCUUCGUUCUUCGCUCUCUUUAUGCCUCUCUUUAUAUCUACUCCGGUAGCGUUUCCCGCGACGUUGUGUUGUAUAACCCAGAUCAGCUUCGGAAAAUGGAAGAAUCAAUUCAAAUCCGUAGGGAACUUAAACCCGUGGAGUUAAUUAAGUGGGUGAAGGCUUUUGAAGGGGGGUUUUCGAGUGAAACUGUGGCGGUUGAGUUGCCCCGGCAUUUGAAACAGAACAUAAUUGAUGAGAUCUUGCAGAGACUAAGGAGCUUGAAUUCCAGUGGCACAGAUAUUGCUAAGGAACGAGAAGUAGUUGACAGUUGGCGCAAGGAAAAACUGGAAAAGGUCAAAUUGGCUCUCGUGAAGGGGACUUCCAACGCAACCAUCCCCCAUGAAGAAGCUGGUAAGCUAGUGAGAGCUUUGGAGUCUGAUUGGGCUGUGCUUUGUGAAGAGAUUGGCCUCUGGAUACCUGCUCAAGUUGUUAAUGUAGAACAUGAUGACAAACCUGAGGGUGCAGAGGAGCUCGAGGAGGAGGAGGUUCUUCCUGGCAGGCCCCUUUCACCUGAGUGCCAUCCUGAACUUCACACAGAUUAUGAUGGUGCUGCAGUAAAAUGGGGUCUUACCCACCACAAAGAGAGUGCUGCUGAUUGCUGUCAGGCUUGCUUAGACCAUGCGAAACGUGCCAAAGAAGGUGAAAAGAAAUGCAAUAUUUGGGUUUAUUGCCCAUCUGAGUUUGGAUGUCAUUCUCCAGAUAUCUACCAGCACAAACAUCAGGAAUGUUGGCUGAAAUAUGCUGAGAAACCUCGACUAAAUUUUAAGGAUAAGUAUCCUGAAUCAUAUCGAAACUCGCAUCCUUCCGCACCAGUGAUCGUUCCAUGGGUUUCUGGAGUUAUUAGUUGAUGAGUCAAAUAACUAAACACCAAAGGUAACGUGAUCAACCAGAGAUAUCUUGUAGAUUACAAGAGCGCAAAGCUAGCUCAGCAAAAGCCUUUGCAUGCUCGUGGAUUAUAGCAAUGUUCUUCAACAUGUUUUUUUUUUGUGUAAAAGAAAUGAUUGGGAGGCAAAGAAUUUUCCCAAUGGUCAUUUAGGGACUUGGUUUUGGUCAAAAUGCGAUUUUUGACAGACUCACCUCAGUGCCAAGGAAUUUCCACCAAGGUCGGGUCUAACACUGAGGAAAGGUGACUUUUAACUGAUGAGGAAGUUGUUUUGUUGUAAAAGCUAUCCGAUAACAUAAUUCAUUGUAUUUGUGGGACUUAGAAUCCUACUCAUAGUAUCAUUCUUGUUCGUAAUGUUGAAGAUGAUCAUCAAUCUCUGUCCGUUUCCUUC